Messenger RNA from Penicillium griseofulvum, 879 nucleotides. RefSeq names its product pyrroline-5-carboxylate reductase. Lineage: Eukaryota; Fungi; Ascomycota; Eurotiomycetes; Eurotiales; Aspergillaceae. Bases 1 to 879 code for a protein of 292 amino acids. The transcript has 2 exons. Gene Ontology annotation, biological process: L-proline biosynthetic process. The record is from RefSeq and is a predicted model, not a curated record. Gene Ontology annotation, molecular function: pyrroline-5-carboxylate reductase activity.
AUGGCCUCAGGACAAACCCUCGGAUUCAUUGGAUGCGGUAACAUGGGAGGCGCCGUCCUAAAAGGCCUCCUAAACAGCGCAUUCUCAACCAAAGACACCGAAACCACAGAAAAGCCAAUCAAUCGCUUCAUCGCUUGCACAAAAACCGCCAGCUCGGCCACCCGUCUACAGAACUCAAUUGCACCAGAGCACCAAGACCUAAUCAAAAUCGUCUCCGACCAAAAUGUCCAAACGAUGCAAGAAUCCGACAUAAUAAUUCUCGGCUGCAAGCCAUUCAUGGCAGAAGCUGUUCUAAGCGAAGAAGGCGUCCGCGACGCCCUAGCCGGCAAACUCGUCAUUAGCAUGCUAGCAGGCCCAACAUGUCCAACCCUAACCCUCCUCAUCAACCCAGACCCUAGCGCCGCUGAUCCCCCGCAUCUCAUGAAAGCGAUCCCGAACAUGGGUGCGCAGUUUGGGGAGUCGAUGACGAUCAUCGAGACUCCCGCGCCGACGAUCCCGCAAUCUAUGGUUGCGGCCACGGAGUGGAUUUUCAAGCAUGUCGGUGCGGUUAAGUACCUAGGUCCUGAGCAUAUUGGGUUGGCAACUGUUCUUGUUGGCGCGACUAUGGCUACGCUGACGCUUCCCAUUGAGGGAUUGUUGGAUGGGUGUGUUGCAGAGGGGUUUAAGCGCGGGGAUGCGAUGGAGUUGGUUUUACAGGGGAUUCGGGGGUUGUCUGCUGUUCUGGAAUCUGGACAACAUCCGGCGGUUGUUAGGGAGAGUAUUUCUUCGCCGAGGGGUUGUACUAUUCAGACACUAUUGAGUCUUGAGAAGGCGGGGACGAGAUCGGAUUUUGCGGAGGCUAUUAUUAGGGGGAAUACGCAUUUGAAGGAGAAGAUGUAG